Molecule: messenger RNA, 7601 nt
Organism: Balaenoptera acutorostrata (minke whale)
Lineage: Eukaryota; Metazoa; Chordata; Mammalia; Artiodactyla; Balaenopteridae
Gene: PANK3
Product: pantothenate kinase 3
Exons: 7
Coding region: 355-1467 (370 amino acids)
Biological process (GO): coenzyme A biosynthetic process
Cellular component (GO): nucleus; cytosol
Molecular function (GO): pantothenate kinase activity; ATP binding
Source: RefSeq, a predicted model, not a curated record
UCACGUGGGCGCUGGGCCUGGGCGGGCUGCUUCUCAGUGCGGCGGCGGCGGCGGCGGCGGCUCGGGGGACCGGGGCCUUUUGUUUGGAGCGGCGGCGGGGGGCCCCGGAGCGGCGAGGCCGGCGGCCUUCCCCUGCUCGCUCGGUCCCGGCCGCCCCUCGCGGGGGUGGGGGGGGCCGCCCCCUGGGCCGGGGCCUCGUCUCAGGCGCCCCCGCCCCGCCCUUGGCCCGCCCCGCCCGGCCCGAGGGGAGGAACCGGCCGGGCCUCCCAGCGCGGCCCAGCUACCUCCGGAGUCGCCGCCGCAACCCUCUGCGCGCCGUACCCGAGGCUGCCUCUCGCCCCUCAGGCCGACGCCAUGAAGAUCAAGGAUGCCAAGAAACCCUCUUUCCCAUGGUUUGGCAUGGACAUCGGGGGAACUCUGGUAAAGCUCUCAUAUUUUGAACCUAUCGAUAUCACAGCAGAAGAAGAACAAGAAGAAGUUGAGAGCUUAAAAAGUAUCCGGAAAUAUUUGACUUCUAAUGUAGCCUAUGGAUCCACUGGUAUUCGGGAUGUACACCUUGAACUGAAAGAUUUAACACUUUUUGGCCGGAGAGGGAACUUGCACUUUAUCAGAUUUCCAACCCAGGACCUGCCUACUUUUAUCCAAAUGGGAAGAGAUAAAAACUUCUCAACAUUACACACGGUGCUAUGUGCUACAGGAGGUGGUGCUUACAAGUUUGAAAAAGAUUUUCGCACAAUUGGAAACCUCCACCUGCACAAACUGGAUGAACUUGACUGCCUUGUAAAGGGCUUGCUGUAUAUAGAUUCUGUCAGUUUCAAUGGACAAGCAGAGUGCUAUUAUUUUGCUAAUGCCUCAGAACCUGAGAGAUGCCAAAAGAUGCCUUUCAACCUGGAUGACCCCUACCCACUGCUGGUAGUAAACAUUGGUUCGGGAGUCAGUAUUUUAGCAGUCCAUUCCAAAGACGACUAUAAACGAGUAACUGGGACAAGCCUUGGAGGGGGUACCUUUCUUGGUUUAUGUAGUUUAUUGACUGGCUGUGAAAGUUUUGAAGAGGCUCUUGAAAUGGCAUCCAAAGGUGACAGCACCCAAGCUGACAAGCUGGUCCGUGAUAUUUACGGAGGAGAUUAUGAAAGAUUUGGUCUGCCUGGUUGGGCUGUAGCAUCUAGUUUUGGGAAUAUGAUUUAUAAGGAGAAGCGAGAAUCUGUUAGUAAAGAAGAUCUAGCAAGAGCUACAUUAGUCACUAUCACCAAUAACAUUGGUUCUGUGGCACGAAUGUGUGCUGUUAAUGAGAAGAUAAACAGAGUUGUGUUUGUUGGAAACUUUUUACGUGUCAAUACUCUCUCCAUGAAACUUUUGGCAUAUGCACUGGAUUACUGGUCAAAAGGUCAACUGAAAGCAUUGUUUCUAGAGCAUGAGGGAUAUUUUGGAGCAGUUGGUGCACUUCUUGGGCUGCCAAAUUUCAGCUAAAGCAUCGGGUUUCUCUCUGUUCAUAAAUGUCAUUCAAGAGGAACUGAAAACCAGAGGGGUUAUUACUACGUUAUUUGUCACUGGGAACCAAAGGAUGAAAGAGUAGCACUAUUCCUGUUGAUUUUUAAGUGUCAGAAUGGUAAGCUGCUAUGUGUUGCCAUAUUAAAAAGAGAGCUCCAGUAAUGUGAAGUAUUUCUAAGUGAAAUGCUUUCCCUUCUGUAUAUAGCCAGUGUUAAAUCCUUAAAUGCAAUACAGUCUCUGAUUAAUGAGCUUCCUCUGAAAGAUUUUCUAUUUAUUUUAUUUUAUGUAGCCAACAUUGCAGUACUGUAUGUUCAAACGUGAAUCUUAAAGUCUCAGAAAUGUUUAUCUCUUGAAAAGAAUUGAUUCUGAAUAUUUGUUACAAGUCUGUUCUUUGUGUGUUUUGGUUACUAGUAAGUGGACAGUAACAUACCCUGUAUCGAAACUUACUGAAAUGGCAAUCAGAGAUGAUCAUUUUUAUAUGAUUUUAGAAAUGUUAAAAAGCAAUAUUAAUUAUUCAUUACUGUUGUUUUCCAAACAUAUCUUCUCCCAAAAAGCAUGUUUAUGUGCUCUUUCCUCAGAAGUAUAACCUUUUUCAAAUGCCAUAAUUUAAUUGAAAUACUAUUGUUAAACAUUAGCCUGAAUUUUAAAAUGAAUCCUAGAAAAUGCACAUAAUUGGUGAUACUGCACUUUUUGUAUUUUGAGUUUAUCAGAUAGUACAUUUUAAAAUGUUUUUUUUUUAAAUUGGAGGCUUAAUUACUUAUUUGAAAGUCCGUUCAGUGAGGUCCCAGGACUAUUUGAAUGGAGUAUGGCUUAUGUGUAUUGGUAGGGUUCUGUGCUCUUCUCUCUCUACCACAUUUAUCUUAUUAGGCCCAAAGUUAGCCAUUUCUGUUUAAUUAGGUCUGAACCAUCAAAGCUAAAGACUGUCUUCUACUGUGAACAGCAACAAAAUCAUUUAUUCUAAACGCAUGUUACGGAAAUUUAAAAGACGAGUUGUUUUGAAACUGGGAAUCUGAGGCAGUAUUGCAGAAUUAUAAAAGGAUCAAUGUUUCGUACAUUCUGGUAAUAAAAGCAUUAUAGUUCCAAAAUUUGUAAAUCCUUUUGCCUUGAAAUUUAUUCUAUAUUUUGAAGUCAUUUUUUAUAAUGUUAUAAAUUUUUUCAGACUUUUACUUCGGCAGUAACAUUUUGGAGGUCCAAUAGUUCAGCAAAGUUUUUAGAGACUGUUACUUAUGGUUUAGGAAGUUGAAAGACUUGGGGAAAAUUGGGAAAAACUGUUCACCUCCUUAAAUUACAGUAAAUCUGGAUGUACUUUGAAGAGCUUAAAACUUUUAUAUUACAGGAAGAAAGAGGUAUUAUGCUGUCUUUUUACACGACAGUUUUGCUCCGUAGAGAACAAUUUUCAAUUGACUCUCAAGAGGUGGUGCUUGAUAAAGAUAUUUCUCCCUGUAGUUUUCAAAUUUUGUGCUCAAAUACUUAAAAUUCAGUUUUCUUUCUCUAUAGACAUGAACAUAUGAAUAAUAGGAGUAAUGUUCAGAGGGAAAAGCAUGUGAAGGUAAUUUUUAGAAUGUAGAAUAUUUAGAACUUUGAAUUCAUGUCAGUCAGUGGUCAUUUUGAAAACCUACAAUGUUUAAACUUUUUCUUACUAAAUGUUUCCAUUUUCGUGACUAGAUGUUUCAGCCAAAAGCUAUCUUUUUAUUUUAGAAUUUUAUGAUUGGGCAUCUGUACAAGAAGCUUUUGCUUUUAAAUGAUAACUUCAAGUUUUAUACCUGUGGCAAACUGUACAUUAGCAGUUAUAGGUUUGGGGCUGUCAAGAAGGAAAUGGAAUGGUAAAAAUAUAUACAAGUUAAAAAAAAAAGUAUAUACAAGUUACUUUGAUCAAUACUUUGGUUAAUUUGGGACUAUGAUUCAUACUUUUUGUCUUUUGAAACUGAAGUUACCUGCUAAAAUGCAUAUAAAGUGAGCAACUAUCUCACCACUGUGAGAAAACCUCUUGGCUUUUCUCUUGUACAAUCUAGAAUUACUGGAGUAAUUCUAAUAAGUAUUUCUAAUAAGAACACAGAAUUGUGAUGAAGGCUGCCAAGAUUCUAGUUUUUUUAUUAUGAUCCCAGGAAAAUGCUUGUAUAAGCAUAGAGUGGUAAAUAGGUUUGGUUCUAAUCCCAAUCAACUUAAUGCCUCAAAGCUCUUAUGUUCUUGAACAGUGCUGUCUAAUAGAAAUAAAUGUGAGCAACAUGUAAUUUUGCAUUUUCUAGCAGACAUAUUUAAAAAGUCAAAAGAAACAGGUGAAAUUCAUUUAAAUUAUAUAUUUCUAUUUAACCCAGUAUAUCUGUGUCAUCAUUUCAACAUGUAAUCAUUAUAAAAAGUUAUUUAGGGGUUUUUUGGGUUGGGGGAUUGUAGCUACUUAGUCUUCAAAAUCAGUAUGUAUUUUACACUUAGAGCACAACUCAGUUUAGACUAACCACAUUUCAGGUUCUCAGUAGCCACGUUUGGGUAGUGGUUACUGUAUUAGUGUAGUUUCUAGAACUAGCUCUUAAAAAUGAACACUAUCAUGUUCAUUAAAACUUAAAUUUGAAUCUGGACUUUUUAAAGAAUGUUAGAGAGGGAACACGUGAGAACCUUAUUUUUUAAAUACGUAAAGAGGGAUGAGAAAUACCUCAUUUGGCCUAGUUUAUUUUAUUCAGACAAGCUGUAUUUCUGACCACUCCAAAAAGCAUCUGACAUUGCAUCCUGCCGUCUCAUUAUAGUAGGUAUCGUUUCUCUAAUGAUACUAAUAAAGUUGCCCAAGACACAUCCUGAGCAUCCUCAUCCGUCUUCAAAAUAUGUAUUUCCUUCACUGCAAUAAAUUGGAUGAUUCCAAAGACUUAACCCCACACACACACCUUAUCUAAUUGAACUUUUGAGAAGCCAAUUCUAAAGGACUAAAAAGAAACCCUUUUAAUUCUUCAUUGAGUUCUAUACACACAAGGAGAAUCUUGUUUAUAACUUGUGGAUUUAAUUUUCAUUUUUAAAAAUAACAUUUUCAAAUGCAAGGAUCACUAUCAGUUUGCUUGGGCGCUUGGUAAAGAACACAAGGUCUAGAACUUUCCACCACCGCUACCACCAUCCGUACCCCCAGAAGACUGCCUUUUAACCAGAGAGACUUUGAGAACUAAUGGCCUUCAGUUCUACACCCCGACUUCUCCAAAAGUCAAAGUACUAGUAGACUUCCUUGACUAUUGACAAGGGCGUUUCUUGCUCAGCUACUCUAGUUUAAAUAGGUGGACUCUUAGUUUAGGUAAAGUUAGCGCUAUUGCCAGUAAUACAUGUGGCAUCUUGACAGUCCUUCUAGAGGUUCAGAUUGUUUGCCAAAUAUUAGACUGAAGAUUCCUGAGUUUUUUACCUUUGCGUGCAAAUGUGAUUGUUGUAUUCUCAGUACCAGUUCCUGAAAGUCCAUUUCUGUAAGAAAAAUGAGGCAGCUCAAAGGGAAAAGGUUUUCCUCUAUGUCCAGCGGUACUCUUGCCUUCUAAGAGCAGUCGUCCAUCUUGCCUUGAAUCAAGGCAUCUUGCCUUGAUUUCUAAAGUCGCAUUUUUGGGUGGAAAGCUUAGCAAGGCAGUAGUUUCCAAAUGUCCUUUAUAACCACUCUGCUUGUUAUAUGCAAAAUGUUUCAUAUUUUGUUUUUUCUCUAUUGAGCACUUUAUGCUUUUUAGUCUGUUGCAUUUGAGAAUGUAGUUUAGAAACUUUUUCUCUGCUAAAGCCACGUAAAAACUGAUAAUCACCAGAAAAAUGAGUAUGUGUUAUUUUGCAUUUAACUUACUGUUUUGUGGUAUGUAUAAACAAAAUAUUAGAAACAUACUGCAUUUUUUGUAAUAAUACUCUUUGACCUUAUUUAACAUGAUGAUUUGCCAUGAAACGUCAAUGAUGUCCUAUUUUCCCAAUAAGUUUGUUUAUUUUAGGGUGUUUUAUUCUAAUAGAGAAGGAAUUCAGCCAACUUUGUUUCUGUCAUCAGAUGAUCUCAGAAAGUAAUGUGCUUUAUCAAUAUUACUGCCUGUUUUCAAUAUUUGAGACAGUAGCUUUAUAUUUCUACUGAGCCUAGUAACUGAUUAGCAAAGACCCCAAAAAGUGAGUAAUUGUUUUUCUUCCUUCGAGGUAUUUUAAUAGCCUACUGAAAAUAAGGGUCCCAUGAAAAGCAGGCCGUCCCAAAAGACAGGUCGUUGCUCCAUUCAUGGCGCCAUUUGAAGUGACGAGAACAAUUUGUUCAGAUAUGUGGCGUCAUGUUUUAGAGUUCAUGUUAUUUGUGUUGAUGUAUGUUGAGAGGUACUAGCUUUUGGAUUCUCACCAUAGAAUGGUAUUAGUUAUUCUCUCAUGUUCUGUUAUUGCCUGUAAUGGCAUACCUUAAAGUAAUAUCAAGGGCGUGUGUUUGUGUGUGUGUGUGUGUGCUUUAAUCUGUAGAGCUAUCUGGAAUUUCUAUUGUGCUCUAACUUCAAAAUUAUAUGGGCAUUAUUAUAACUUUUCCGUUGUACAAAAAGAAACACACCACUAAAUUUAUGGAUGUUUGAAUGUUAGAUAUAUUUGGGAUUUUUUUAAUAGCCCUUUUCUUUAAGCUGUUUCUUAUUUCUGAUCAUUGUGAGUGGGGAUAGAUGUGGGAUAAACCCCUCCUAGAAUUAUUGCCUUUGUCAUAGACAAUUCAUAGUGGGAUUGAUAAAACGCAAUUUUAAUUAUCUCGAAGUGAGUUGAAAUGUCGUGGAUUGUAGUCAUCUACAUCAAGUAUGAUAAAGACCUAAAAUACCUUUAUCCUUAGGAUUGCCUGAGAAUAAUCAGAUUGUACAUGUGUCUGAUAUUUCCAGCUUAAUAAAUGUAGCAGUGAGUUGAUGUUGGGACUUCAGGUACUACAGCUGGUACUGAAUGAUGUGUUUGAGAGGAAAUCAAUUUUUUUUUUCCUUAAGAAAAAAACCCAAAUCUUUACAUUCUGGCUUUUUGUGUAGUCAAAAGGCUAUUUCUCUUUUUAGAUUUUCAGUCUUUUUGCUGUAGCGACCAGUAAUUUUGUGUUUAAAAGAACUAAUGAGGAAUGUAUUUUUCAAAGGAGUGAGUAAAGUUAAAAUUCAAGGUUUUGAAUUGUAUAAAUGUGCAACUAAAUUUCAAGUCUAAGAUAGUGCUGAUUUUUUUUCUAUUUCUCAACAUCUUUCAUACAUCGCAGUACCUACAGUUCCAGUAGCUUUCAAAGAAAACAUUUCAGUUUUGUAUAAUUUGUAAAAUAUACAUAAAUAAUGCAGAUAGUUUGAGAUUAUUUUAGCUUUAUGUUGUGUCUCUGAAUCAUACGGAUCUCAUACCUGGCACGGUUGAUAGUUGUCACCAGUAUUAAGCCAUUUUGAAAUCUGCCACUUUUUUUCUGAGGUGCCCUUUUUAGUUUACUUUUAGAAACAAAAGAUAACUUUAUAGACCUAACAUUAAUAUUCUGGUCUCCUUGUCCUAAAUACAAUUAAUGGAACAUGGAUGUAAGUCAGGUUAAGAUGGUUUUAUCAUUUUUUUAAUACACUGUGUGCUUUGACUUUUUAUUUGAACUACAGUGAAACUUUGACUUUUUAACUGAAAUUGAGUGGCAUUUGUCUUAAUUCUGCCCAGUUACAGAUCAAAUCAUACCUAGAAGAUGUUUGUGUUAAUUUUACUUAUACAAGCCAUUUCCGUUUAAGUUGCCUUAUUCUAUCUAUUGCAUUGUUCUUGCCAAGUCUGAGCUCUGUCAUGUUGGAAUUAUUCUAACACUGAAUCUGUGAUGUAAAAAUGUAUGAUGUGCUACAAAUUUUAUUCAUAAUAAACUAAGUUAUAGCCUAUUAUAACCUAUAAAACAUUUCUUGUAAAUUGUCUAAUUUAUUUUUUCAUUUAUGUACAGUUUCUUAUGUAAAUUUUUAAGAUACUUGUUGUGGUCUGUUCUAUGAACAUUCCUGUUCUCUUUUCCUUAAGGCUUAUUUGCAUGAAAGAAACUUGGGUUUUGCUUGUUUGUAUUAUAUGGCCACUAAGCCAACUUCAGUACUCUCUACUUUCUUUUCUGUAGUUUAACUUUUUCUAGUUUUGUUCAUAUUCUAAAUAAAUGUUAAAAUCAUGCUUUUUAUUUCCUACUUUGCAAAUAAAUUCUAAGUUGUUUACUA